Molecule: messenger RNA, 1461 nt
Organism: Trematomus bernacchii (emerald rockcod)
Lineage: Eukaryota; Metazoa; Chordata; Actinopteri; Perciformes; Nototheniidae
Product: shaker-related potassium channel tsha2-like
Exons: 1
Coding region: 25-1461 (478 amino acids)
Biological process (GO): protein homooligomerization; potassium ion transmembrane transport
Cellular component (GO): membrane; voltage-gated potassium channel complex
Molecular function (GO): delayed rectifier potassium channel activity; protein binding
Source: RefSeq, a predicted model, not a curated record
UUUACCCUCGGAGGGGUAAAAAAGAUGACCGUGGUGUCCCAGGAGAACCACGACGACACUGUGGUCGUAACUCCUUUGUUGCAAGAUGCUGCUGACUUGGAAGCAGCCGACACGGAGUUCAGCGAGCGCGUGGUCAUCAACAUCUCGGGUCUGCGCUUCGAGACGCAGCUAAAGACCCUCUCGCGCUUCCCCAGCACGCUUUUGGGAGAUCCGCGUAAACGGAUGCGUUUCUUUGACCCUCUGAGGAAUGAAUACUUCUUUGACAGGAACAGGCCGAGCUUUGACGGCGUCCUCUACUAUUACCAGUCAGGAGGGAGGCUCCGGAGGCCCGUCAGUGUACCUGUGGAUAUUUUCCUGGAGGAGUUAAAGUUUUAUGAAUUUGAGGAGGAGACCAUUGAACUUUUCAAAGACGAUGAGGGUUUAUCGAGGGAGGAGGAUCGCCCUCUGCCAACCAACAUAUACCAACGCCAGUUAUGGCUCCUUUUUGAAUAUCCAGAAAGCUCAGGACCUGCACGGAUAAGCGCCAUUGUGUCUGUUGUGGUUAUUUUAAUAUCCAUUAUCAUAUUCUGCAUGGAGACUUUACCCGAGUUUAGAGAGGUCCCACUGGUGCCAAAAACUCAUCCCAAUGGGAGUAUCAUCGCCUUUGAGGCCAGUCCGUUCACAGAUCCGUUUUUCAUGGUGGAGACACUUUGCAUCGUGUGGUUCUCCUUUGAGUUCACCAUGAGGUUUCUGUCGUGCCCCAGUAAAGCAGCUUUCUUUAAAAACAUCAUGAACAUAAUCGAUGUUGUGGCAAUAGCUCCAUAUUUUAUCACCCUGGGCCUUGACCUGGCGGAGCAUCAGGGCAGCAGUCAGCAGGCAGCGUCUCUGGCCAUCCUCAGGGUCAUCCGUCUGGUCCGAGUCUUCAGGAUCUUUAAACUUUCCAGGCACUCCAAAGGUCUCCAGAUCCUGGGCCAGACGCUUCACGCCAGCCUCAGGGAGCUGGGACUGCUCAUCUUCUUCCUGAUCAUUGGAGUUGUUUUAUUCUCCAGUUCGGUUUAUUUCGCAGAAGCAGAAGACCCAGAUUCUGGAUUUACAAGUAUACCCGAUGCGUUUUGGUGGGCAGUGGUGACAAUGACCACAGUUGGAUAUGGAGACAUGUGCCCCUCCACCAUUGGGGGCAAAUUCGUUGGAUCGUUGUGCGCCAUUGCAGGAGUGCUAACCAUAGCUUUACCUGUCCCUGUCAUAGUGUCAAAUUUCAAUUAUUUCUACCACAGAGAGAACGACGAUGAGGAAAAUGUUGUGUAUGUGCACGUCAAAUGCGGGCAGCAGCAGCAGCCCUCCUUAAGUGAAAGUGAUUCAAACAAAAGCAACCAGUCGCUCUCCAAAACUGUGUCCUUCCAGGAGAGCGACGACUUGGAAACUUUGACACAUCCAAAAGUAAUCCCAGUGGAGACAUACACAGUGAGACUGACAGAGGUAUAA